AUGGCGCAGAAUACUGGGAGAGCGGGUGUCAUUGUCGCCCCCGACGAUGCUAACAGCAUGGAUAAGCUUGCUCAUUCAGUACUCGACGAUCUCCUCUACAAUGUCGUCCAAGAUCUACUGAUCAAGACGCACCGCGAUGAGAAAACCGCCCGUGCAGCCACGGCUGCGAUCCGUGUCGAGAAGCUGGCCUCCGACACCUCAGAGACGGCCGACGCUAAGCCGGACGUGCGCAUAGAGACGGAUGCCGCCAUCUACGAGGAUGGCAAGGUUGUGCUCAAGGGCAAUCCCCUGAAGACGACAAAAGAGAUACUCUGCCCCAGAUGCCAUCUGCCGCGGCUACUCUACCCGACCGACGGCAAGGGCGCGAGGAAGCCCGACCCCAGCGUCAUCUAUUGCAAGAAGCACCCCUACAUUGACAAGCCCGGCUACGACAUCUACGGACAGACCUGGGUCGCUCCUGGCCCCGGCAGGGGAAAGAAGAAGAAGGACAUGGAUAAGAAGCUGGAUCCCGCCACCGACUCGCCCGGCACCCCAACUCCCGACCAGAAACCGGCCAACGUGCUGUCUUUCCCCUCGGCCACGUGCAGCAAGUGCAAGAGGUGCAUCCUGGUCACCAGGUUGAACAAUCACAUGGGUUCUUGCAUUGGCAACAGCGGAAGAAAUGCUAGUAGGGCAGCGGCCCAGAAGAUCAGCAACGGCAGCAACGGCAACAGCCAGGACGCCACACCCCCAUCGAGCCAGAAGGGCACCCCGUUACCCGGCUCGAGGGCGUCGAGCCCCAGGAAGAGGGACGGAGACGAGUUUGACGAGGACGGCGGCGAGGAGUCGGACCCGUCUAAUCCCAAGAAGAAGAAGCUCAAGCCGACGACCGCCGUCACUAAGAAGGUCGUCCUCAAGCCUAAGGGCCCCAAGAAGGACAAGGUCAAGGCGAGCUCACUGCUCAGUGUCGAGCAAAAGGUCGACGACGAUGACAAGGACUCCACGGUCGAAGUGGCCCCAAAGAAGAACCCCAAGAUACCCUCCCCAGCCAAGAAGCUCAAGCUCGGCUCCAAACCGCCCUUGUCGUCGCCCAUGUCCAAGAAUGGGCGUGACGGUGACGCCGAGUCAGAGUCCUCCGGCACCUUGUCCUCCCCGCCUCAUCACUAG
Thyridium curvatum is the source of this 1146-nucleotide messenger RNA. RefSeq lists its product as uncharacterized. NCBI's taxonomy places the organism in Eukaryota, Fungi, Ascomycota, Sordariomycetes, Thyridiales, Thyridiaceae. The transcript is spliced from 2 exons. The record is from RefSeq and is a predicted model, not a curated record. Bases 1 to 1146 code for a protein of 381 amino acids.